AUGUCGUCGUUUGAGGAUGCAGGCGAUCACGGCGGCGGAACCGUCAACGGCGCGGAGGCCGUGGCCUCGGCGGGCCCCGAGGCUACCUUGAAAAAGACGGAUGAUAGCCAUGGAGGUCAUUUGGACUCUGAUUCUGUGCCAACGCCUUCCGUGGCCACCUCAGUUGCUGCGGUACCCUAUGGCCAGAAUGGCGGGGUACACUCGAUGGGAUCAAACUUGCUGCAAGCUGGUGUGGGCGUGAAUGCAAACCCAGCUCUCAUGAACAUGAGUGUACCCAUGGGCUUGCACAUGGGUGCAUCUGUACCUGUGGGGAUGCCCUUUGGCAUGCCUGUCAGCAUGCCCGUAAACGGUGGGGGAGAACUGCAAGCCAAUGCCUACCACCAGCUGCUGAUGCUGGCCAAGGAUCAUCAAUGUGUCAAGUGCACCUGCCCAGUCUGGACGCCUUGGCACCGUGGCAAGUCGCACGAGUGCCAGGCAGCGCAAUGUGGGCUACGCGUCAUCGAUUAUGGCAGUGAUCGAGCACGUGCUGCAUCCUUGGCACAGGUCGCCUCCCUCAUGAAUCAGUACGUGUCCUGGGAUGCCAAAUCAAACUACAGCCACUUUUACAGCCUGAGCUGGGACAAACGCAAGCACGUUCGAACCAAGCUGGCCUCCUUCCCCCUUCUUGAGAAGAUUUGCGAUCGACUGCCCGAGCGCAAGAAGGUGGGCCGUCCCUCUCGCAAGAGCCGGGACAACCCCAGUGCCAGCAGUGGUGGCGCCUUGCUCUCAUUGCCCAGCAGCACACAACUGUACCACCCACCAACGCAUCCCAUCACGUCAGUGCCGCAUCAUCCGCACCAUCAUCAUCACCACCACCAUCACCAUCACCACCAUCACCAACCUCAUCAACAAUCUCAUCAACAACACCACCAGCAACACCAGCAACAGCAACAGUCACCUCAUCCAACGCAUCACCAACCGAGGCCCCAAUCCCCCCACCACGUGCUACGACAGUUACCACAGGUUCUUGGGCAUAACAGUGCGCCUCCUAACAUGACCCUGCUGCAUCCCUAUUAUGCUCAACACUCACACCAAGCACCGCAGUCCUCGCUACCCGUGCCCACCCUUUUACACACCCCUGCCGUGUCGGGUGCGCAACACGUCCAUGAGUCCGCCGCCCACAUGGCCUUGCUGCAUGAAGGUACUUCCCCAGGGAUUGUUGAGCUACCACCGGCCGCCCCAAAUCAAGUCACUGAAUCGACAGCCUCCACCACCUAUCGAGCCAUCCCCAUCAUGUCGCCGACGGCAUCUUCGAGUGGAUCGCUAGAGCACCAGUCCCACCCGCCCCUCGGAUCGCAUCACCCAUACCACCAGCAUGGGCAAGUGACCCCUGCCAAUCAUCAACUAGGAGCAGCAUCCCACCCACAGAUACACGGACAAGGCACAAUGACGCCAUCGAGCUACUAUGCUUCAACGAACGCGCACCUGGCACCCCAACCCGUGAAAAUGGAAAAUCAUCAUGCCGCUGCCCAUACCGUUGCUGCACCCCCCCUUGCAGCCGCAGCCACAGCAGCUCCUGCAGCUGAAGUGCAAACAGGGCCUGCAGCUCCCCCCGACCUUGAUUCAGAAGACCUGGAUACCAAGCAAGCCAAGCGCGCCAAGUUGGCAUCCCGCCGCUAA
Molecule: messenger RNA, 1659 nt
Organism: Monosiga brevicollis MX1
Lineage: Eukaryota; Choanoflagellata; Craspedida; Salpingoecidae
Exons: 1
Coding region: 1-1659 (552 amino acids)
Source: RefSeq, a predicted model, not a curated record